GAAGAAAAUUCUUCCCAGGAUGGUCUCGCACUCAGAGUUGAGGAAGCUCUUCUGCUCAGCAGAUGCAGUGUGCUUUGAUGUCGACAGCACAGUCAUCAGGGAAGAAGGAAUCGAUGAGCUGGCCAAAUUCUGUGGUGUGGAGGCUGCCGUGUCUGAAAUGACACGGAGAGCCAUGGGAGGAGCAUUGCCUUUCAGAGAUGCCCUCACUGAGCGCCUGGCACUGAUCCAGCCCUCCAGGGAACAGGUGCAAAGGCUCCUAGCUGAGCACCCGCCACACCUGACCCCCGGCAUAAGGGAGCUGGUGAGCCGCCUACAGGAGCGGAAUGUCCAGGUGUUCCUCAUAUCUGGCGGCUUUAGGAGUAUCGUGGAGCAUGUGGCUGCAAAGCUCAAUAUCCCAACAAGCAAUGUGUUUGCCAAUAGGCUGAAAUUCUACUUCAAUGGUGAAUAUGCAGGUUUCGAUGAGACACAGCCAACAGCCGAAUCUGGUGGGAAAGGAAAGGUUAUUCGCUUUUUAAAGGAAAAAUUUCACUUUAAGAAAAUAAUCAUGAUCGGAGAUGGAGCUACGGACAUGGAAGCCUGCCCUCCCGCUGAUGCUUUCAUUGGAUUUGGCGGAAAUGUGAUCAGGCAGCAAGUAAAGGACAAUGCCAAGUGGUAUAUCACUGACUUUGUUGAGCUCUUGGGAGAACUGGAAGAAUAAUCUCAUCUUCUGCUCACUCAGAACAACUCCCCUUCUCGAAGCUACACAGUCAGACUCCUGGUAGAGUCUAGGAGAUAGCUAUUUUUUCUACUGUACCAAUAUUAAUAUGACUACUAAUUACCUGGAGAGUUUUAUAGUCUGAAUUCUUUGUGUAUAUUCCUGCGUAUAUUUUACCUGGAAUUCUUUCUGAGAUGCAUAGUAAACUAAAUGCUUUUACUCUUG
Molecule: messenger RNA, 919 nt
Organism: Psammomys obesus (fat sand rat)
Lineage: Eukaryota; Metazoa; Chordata; Mammalia; Rodentia; Muridae
Gene: Psph
Product: phosphoserine phosphatase
Biological process (GO): dephosphorylation; L-serine biosynthetic process
Cellular component (GO): cytoplasm
Molecular function (GO): L-phosphoserine phosphatase activity; magnesium ion binding
Source: RefSeq, a predicted model, not a curated record